Molecule: messenger RNA, 2439 nt
Organism: Ziziphus jujuba (common jujube)
Lineage: Eukaryota; Viridiplantae; Streptophyta; Magnoliopsida; Rosales; Rhamnaceae
Product: AAA-ATPase At3g50940
Exons: 2
Coding region: 179-1747 (522 amino acids)
Molecular function (GO): ATP hydrolysis activity; ATP binding
Source: RefSeq, a predicted model, not a curated record
UUGAUAAUGAAAUUUUGUAUUUAAUUUCUUAUUUUUCUCUCAGUUUGUUUUCCCUGUUCCUUUCUAUUAACAGAGUAAAAUAUGUAAAUAAUUAAUUAACAUCAGUCAACAAGCCAGAAAAGUCAAAGUCUCUGCAACUAUUCGUUGAUUUGAAGUUAGUAGACACAAAAGAAAUUCCAUGGAAGCUUCAGAGCUCCGUGAUUUACGAUCAACCACUCAAAACUUCCUUCACAACAAUUGUGUUAGUCAAUCAACGUGUAGAUUACGAAGAACCAACGAUUUGGCCAUCAAGAAUUUCUCCAAAAGAACCAAAAAUUGCCCCCAUUCACCCAAAAAACCAGUAUCAUAUCCAAUAAUGACUAGCCUCCAAAUGCCAUCAACCAAGACGAUGAUCUCCACCGCCGCCUCCAUCGCCACCACCGUCAUGCUCAUCCGCUCCGUCGCUCGUGACUAUCUACCUCGAGAGCUCCAACACUAUAUGUUCUUGAAAAUCGCAAGCUUAUCGAGUUAUUUCUCCAACCAACUCACCCUGGUUAUAGACGAGUUCGAGGGUCUCAACCAUAACCAUCUCUUCAAAGCAGCUCAGGUCUUUCUCCGACCCACCGUCUCUCCCAAUGCAAAAACGUUUAGAGUCACAAUGCCCGCUAAAGAAAACAAGAUUUCAAUCUCCAUGGAAAGAAACCAAGAGCUUACCGAUUCUUUCAAAGGGGUCGUCCUCAAUUGGAAAUUGGUUUCCAAGCAAGUCCCUUCAAAGUAUGUCUCUGGCCCUGACCAUGAUCCCUACAACCCUGCUCCUCAAUCCGAACUCCGCUACUUCGAGUUAAGCUUCAACAGGAAGCAUAAAGAAAUGGUUUUGAGUUCUUAUCUUCCAUAUGUAAUUGAGAAAUCUAAGGAAGUGAAGGAAGAGACAAAGACACUGAAGCUUCACACUUUGAAGUAUGACCGCGUGAUACGAGGGAGAGGUGAACCUUGGCAAUCCGUGAAUCUUGAUCAUCCGGCAACGUUCGAUUCAUUGGCGAUGGAUUCGGAGGCCAAGAUGGCCAUCAUGGAGGAUCUUGAAAGGUUUGUGGAGAGGAAGGAGUACUAUAGGAAGGUGGGGAAGGCAUGGAAACGUGGAUACUUGUUGUUUGGACCUCCAGGGACAGGUAAGUCAAGCUUGAUUGCAGCAAUGGCAAAUUAUCUAAAUUUCGAUGUCUAUGAUUUGGAGUUAACCGAUGUAAGAAGCAAUUCUCAGCUGAGAAAGUUGUUGAUUACGACGGAAAAUAGAUCCAUUCUUGUUGUGGAGGAUAUAGAUUGCUCCAUUGAACUGCAGAACAGGCUUGCAGAAGCCAGAGCUAGAAACCACCAUGGUCGUAGUGCAAGAACAGAGGUGACUCUAUCAGGAUUGCUCAACUUCAUAGAUGGAUUGUGGUCAAGCUGUGGGGAUGAAAGGAUCAUAGUGUUCACAACCAAUCACAAAGACAGACUAGACCCUGCUUUGCUGCGGCCGGGUCGAAUGGACGUUCACAUCCACAUGUCAUUUUGCACACCUUCUGGGUUCAGAAUGCUCUCCUCCACUUAUCUUGGAAUUACAGACCACUUUCUGUUCUCAGAUAUUGAAAAGUUGUUAGAGACACUCACGGUUACUCCUGCAGAAAUAGGGGAGCAGUUGCUGAAGAAUGAGGAUCCCGAAACUUCACUGAGAGGCCUAAUCGAGUUACUUGAAAAGAAGAAAGGGGAAAGCAAUCAAGAAAAUAAAAAUGGUUAACCAGAACCUGAAGCUGAAGGAAUGGAUGAGACUGAGAGGAUCAAGACCCAGACAGAGGGAAAGGAAAGUCGAGAGGAGACAAGCGAGAGCAGCAAGAAAAUAGAUGCUUAACAAUUUUACUUUUGUUUCUAUUUCUUUGUGGUGGAACUGUUAAAUAGAGAAACAUAUACUUGAUCUGCUCUGGAACGAAGGAAAAGUUAAUAUGAAGGUGAUGAUACUUCGAUGAACAAGAUGGUUGUAACCGUUAUUUUAGACAAAAUUUAUAUAUAUAUAUAUAUAUAUAUAUAUAUAUGUAUACAAUUGUUGUUUUAACAUGUUAAAGUCUUGCAGUUUCAACAAUACCGGAAAGUUAUUAUAAAUAAGGAAAACAACUCAAUUAAGAGAGCAACAGUGGUCAUGACCCAUCACCCCAAAAACACUGGCCAUGACCCGACCUAUAUAGACAUCACCACCCCUAUUUUCUUUUCAUGAACGUGAAGAUAAUUUGGACAAUCUGAAAUUUAAAAAGGCUUACAGUAAAUUUAAUACUGAUUCAUAAUCAUCCCAUGCAUAAACCUGUAUUUUGCUAUCGAUAUAAGAUAACAUACAAGGGCCUUUCAAAACAAAUUCUACCAAAACUAAAAACAAACAAGUUCUGCCAAAGUAACAAUAAAAAAGGCCCGAGAAGCUUUUUUUUUUUUUUUUUUUUCAAA